UGGAAGCAGUGCGGGAGCAGUGGGAAGUCGGUCUACGGCGUUUUCCUCUCUACCUUCUUUUUCUGAUUGUUUUAUGACUUUUGCUUUUAUCCCUCGUGCGUUGAGGAUGUAUUUUGAAGCAUGAAAGCGGCGUACUGCGUUGCUUGUUGUCUUAUCUAAGUGUCAAAAUUGUGUUUUCUUCCUAGUUGCACCUCCAUCGUUACCUUUUCACCUCCUGACGGUGUUUUGGUUUUGUUAGCCUACUUUUUUUUUCUUCUUCUUCCCUCCACACGUUUUUCAAGGACGGACACGAAGCUUCUUCACUGGACCAACGAGGAAAUAUUAUUUCUCUCUUUUAUAAAUGCACUUUUUAACGUUGAGACAUUUUUUUUACUGGACCAUAUCCGUCGUCGGUUGUAUGUGAGUGAGUGUGUGUGUGUGUGUGUGUGUGUGUGUUGACUAACUAGUGAUGAGAUUUUAACUCGUGGUUUGUCUUUCCUUUUUUAUUUUUUCCUCAUGACAUUGAGGCGUGCACCGGACUCUCAUUCUGAGCCUUUACGACUCAAGUUUUUUCGGGUCUGAGUGUCAGUCUUUUUUGAGUUUAGCCUGAAAAGGACGCCGACAAGCAGCCACACACUCCUCCUGUUGCUUCAGUGUGAACACACCGGCAGCGUGUCCGCGCGCCGCUUCCUCUCCGAGUGACUCACGGUCGACGCUCCGGUUAAAGAGGGCGACUUCGGGGGGGGAUUUUUAGUGGGAGUUUUCCCCUCUGUAGGUUCGGACAGUGCUGGCGUGUUUGUCUUUCAGUUUUUUCUUGGUGAAACAGAGUUUAAAAAAAAACAAUUUUUAAAAAAAUGCCACAGUUAUCAGGCGGCGGCGGAGACCCGGAGCUGUGCGCCACAGACGAAAUGAUAGCGUUCAAAGACGAAGGAGACCCGCAUAAGGAGCAGAUCUUCGCCGAGCUCAGCCACUCGGAGGAAGAGGGAGACCUGGCAGACAUCAAGUCAUCUCUGGUCAACGAGUCAGAGAGCAGCCCCAACAGCCACAGCCACAGUCACAGUCACAGCCACGACGCAGUUAGACAGUCCCAAAUACCGCAAGAUUCAUAUCAUGAAAAACACAGAGACCAUUCGGAAGAUGGAAAACUCCAAGACCUGUACAGUAAAGGCCAUCCGUACCAGGGCUACCCAGGCUACAUCAUGAUGAGCAACAUGAACGACUCCUACAUGACCAAUGGCUCCCUGUCGCCACCCAUGCCCAGAACGUCCAACAAAGUCCCCGUGGUGCAGCCGUCCCAUGCAGUCCACCCACUCACCCCGCUGAUCACGUACAGCGACGAGCACUUCGCCCCAGGAUCCCAUUCUGGUCCUCACCCCCAGGAUCUCAACAAACAAGGAAUGCAGAGGCAUCACCCCGGACAAGAAAUGCCCAACUUCUACUCCCUGUCUCCCGGAGGAGUCGGGCAGAUCACGCCACCGCUGGGCUGGUUCUCACACCACAUGGUGCCCGGCCCCCAAGGUCCCCACGCCACAGGGAUCCCCCACCCGGCCAUCGUCAACCAUCAGGUCAAACACGAGCCUCCGCAUGAAACAGACAUCAUGCACAUGAAACCCCAGCAUGAACAGAGAAAGGAGCAGGAGCCCAAAAGACCGCACAUCAAGAAGCCGCUAAACGCCUUCAUGCUCUACAUGAAAGAAAUGCGUGCGAAUGUGGUCGCAGAGUGCACGCUGAAGGAGAGCGCUGCCAUCAAUCAGAUCCUGGGACGAAGGUGGCAUGCUUUAUCUCGGGAAGAGCAAGCUAAGUAUUAUGAGUUAGCCCGCAAGGAACGGCAGCUCCACAUGCAGCUCUACCCAGGCUGGUCUGCUCGAGACAACUAUGGAAAGAAGAAGAAGCGGAAGAGGGAAAAGAUGCAGGAAUCAGCCCCAGGUACAGGCCAGAGAAUGAAAACGGCGUACAUCUGAGAAUAUGGGGGAAAACGGAACAAUUUCUCCACAUGCAAAGCGAAGGCAGCAGCUACGGGCCCUCUGCUAGAGAUGGAGGCCUGUUAGAUUUCAUGAAGACCCUUAAAUAUCCAAACUGAAGCCUCCAGUUCUCAGAGGACCCCAACCUCCCCCCAACCCCACCUAAACCCUACUCCCCUUUCCUUCAACACAGUCACAUGCCACCACCACCAACCCUUCACUGUUUGACUCUACUCCCGUCCUGAAGCGCCUGCUGUAGAGACACUGAACUGAACAAGACAAUCCUGAUUAGUAGGAGCACAACUCACACAAAACCCACGUUCUCUUCACCGAAAGAAAAAAGAAAAAGAAAACUGCAUCAAUUUGACGUCUGUGUUUUGUCAGUUUCCUUUUACAAUCAGCUUCACUGCAAUCGUCCCCCCCCCCCCCCCCCCCCCACCUCCCCCUCCCCCCGAGGCACUGCACUGAGAAACAGCAGCGAUCUUGAUGUACGCACAAACUUCUUCACCGCACCGCCCCAAACACUCCAAACACCUGUUUCUAAGUUACUGUAAGUUAUUUGUCACCUCGGUUCCUUUGUAUAGUUCAUUAGGCCGACAUUCACUCCCCCACCACCACCACCACCGACCCCCCCCCAUACUCUCUCUCUUUCUCUCUCUCCCUGGAUUUUUGAGACCUUUUGAGGUUUCGCCCGACCGACCAAACACCUCUUUUUAGACUGCACUAAGGAAGCCGGAGGAUUCUCAUCUCGUCUACGAAACGUCCUCAAGACGCCAUUUUACUUUGUCGCUGACCAGUUGGUGCGAAAAUGGAUCAACAUUUUUUGAUUUGCUUUUUCACUUUAGACUGAAUUUUAUUUUGAAUGCUUUUUUUUUUUGUAUCUUGAAUCCUUGUUUCACUUUCUCGGUGUAUAUUUUUAGUGAUUUUCUUUCUUUUUCUUUUAUGUUUUGUUUUUUUAUAUAGUGGUAUAUAUGAAAAUAAGCUUUGGACACAGGAAAGCCAUUUUUCUUGUUGAAGCAUCUUGCAGAAAAUUGAAACUUAAGGCUUCUUUUGAUAACUAUUUGUAACAAAUAGUGACCUCGAGUCUUGCUCAGAUGUAAAAUAAUGCUCAGUAUGUGUACUUUUUAAAACUGUCAGGAUAUGUCAAUUUUCUUGGUAUUUUUGCAGGCAACAUUAGGACAAAGGCGAGAGUGACGGCUCAGAGGCCUAUAUUUUAUUGUUCUAAAACAUGACAAAUGAAGCAGAUAUAUAUAUUUACCCCAGCACUUGGCAGUCUUUCUUUUAUUGCAAUGGACCUUUGUCUUUUCUCUCUGGUAGCUAAUAGUGUGGUCUUUAGCCAUGUUGUUUAUUCCAUGCAAGCAUCUCUGUAACAUUUUGAUUUUAAUGCUCUAUUUUAGUAUUACUUGAUGAAUUCCUUUUUUUAUUAUCAUAUUUUGGGUCACUGUCAUCUUGGUAUAGCAUUUUGCUUCCCAAGUGGUCAUAUUUGAACUGUUUCAACAUGUUUUUUUUUGUAAGAAAAAUAAAAAGGCACCAUUGGCUCAUUUGAUCACUUGUGCGGUGGAAAGACCAGAGCUGGAAGUGCCAGAUGUAGCAGUC
This is a messenger RNA of Cottoperca gobio, 3536 nucleotides long. RefSeq names its product lymphoid enhancer-binding factor 1 (gene lef1). The record is from RefSeq and is a predicted model, not a curated record. The coding region runs from base 834 to 1940 and encodes 368 amino acids. Gene Ontology annotation, biological process: regulation of transcription by RNA polymerase II; canonical Wnt signaling pathway. Gene Ontology annotation, molecular function: DNA-binding transcription factor activity, RNA polymerase II-specific; RNA polymerase II cis-regulatory region sequence-specific DNA binding. The transcript is spliced from 11 exons. Gene Ontology annotation, cellular component: chromatin; beta-catenin-TCF complex. NCBI's taxonomy places the organism in Eukaryota, Metazoa, Chordata, Actinopteri, Perciformes, Bovichtidae.